AUGAGAUUGCUACCUCUCCUUGCUUUGGUUGUCUGCUUUAUAUCUAGAUUAUCUGUUUCUGCAGCAUCGAUACCGCAUGUUGGUCGCAAUAGAAUCCAGCCAGUGGGUGCUCUAGAAGCCCGAGACGAAUCGCCAAAUACGACGAUAUCAGGGAAUCAAGCCCCAAGCGCUUCAGCGACGAGCGCAGUAAACCAUGCCACAGUCAGAGUGAACUCUACGACCACGUCGAAUACCACCGCUCCGGCAUCAACGACUAUCGUGUCGCUCAACACAUCGACUCCCCGGGUGACUCCAGCGUUUGGGGUUGGCGGCUCUAUCCUUAUAGCUACGGGAGCCAUUCUUGCACUGAUUGGAAUACGCAAUCUAUGGGUUCAAGUUUUCUUAUCCGCUGCAUUUCUUACGAGCUUAGGAGUCACGGUCUUGAUUGUAUAUGUGAUGAAUCCUCCUGUGCGCGUGGCGGUACAAGGAGCGUACCUCGUGGCAAUUUUCUUCACAGGAGUGACCUUUGGAGCGUUUUCCAUUGUGUUCAAGGAAUUGACCGAAGGGCUUGGAUGCCUUUUGGGAGGGUUCUGUGUGAGCAUGUGGCUUCUUUGUUUGAGGCCGGGAGGACUUCUCACGGACACAAAUGCCAAAGCUGGAUUCAUCGGCGCGAUCUCUGUCGCAUUCUACGCCUUGUCUUUUAGUCACCACACGCGUCCUUAUGGGCUGAUAGUGUCGGCUGCUGUUUCCGGAGGUACGGCUGUUGCCCUCGGAAUCGACUGCUACAGCCUGGCUGGACUAAAAGAGUUUUGGCUCUAUAUAUGGGGACUCAACGAAGAUGUAUUCCCGCUGGGCACUGGAACCUACCCCAUCACUCGUAAUAUCCGGGUAGAGCUUGCGGUCACAGUGAUUGUUGCCAUCUUAGGCGUUGUAUCGCAGCUCAGACUGUGGAAAGUGAUCAGAGACAAGCGAAGCAAGGAGGAAGCAGCCAAGAAAGAGGAAGAGAAAAGGAAAGAAGAGGCCGAAGCUGAAGUUGCCCGCAGGCUCGAGGAGAAUAACAUGCGAGAAAGACAAGCAUGGGAAGCUCAAUACGCGGAUGUGGAAGCAAAACUCAUGCCCGAGCUUGGCGACGGCACUCAAUGUGCUGCUGAUAAAGAGGAUCUCGAGAAGGGUGACGUGGCCGACGUCAACAGCAUUUCGGGUUCAUCCCAGGUCUCUUAUCGCUGCUCUGACUGUAGGAAACAGGAGGGCAGUGAGGCUUCGUUCUCAGAUGUGACUCGGGCUACGGGAAAUACUGAAAUUGAAAGACAUGGAGAUGCGACUGAGAAGGCAGCUGACGGCGCACAUCCAAUGCCAUUCAAGGUCUUUGACGGGGCGGCCACUGCGAGACUGAUGGAUGACAUGGAAUCGGAUGUGACUGCCAUGGCUGGCUCGGACACCGCGACGGUACGCUCGAAGCGCUUCUCCGGAAUAACACUCUGGAAGAGAAUGUCUAUACAAAGCAGCCUGAGACCUGCACCAUCACAAGAAGCCCUCGCGCAUAUUGAUGACGAGUCGGAUAUGUCUGGAGAAAGCGCCGUGGAUGAUAGCAGUGAUAGACGGUCGAGCUCGGAUUGCCAUGGCGUUGAAAUUGAAUCGCGCGAAGAUGAGGUCGAGGCUCGCUCGGAGCCUGAAAUAGCAGUGCAAGAAGCUGUUGUUCCCUCUGAUAGGCGUAACAGCAACAUGGAAGUCGGAAAGGGUGAAGGAAUCCACGGUGAAGAAGAAUGCCUCGACAUUCAGGAAUCGGUUCUUGUGCAAGGAACAGAUGCUCAUGGAGAGGAGGAGGGCUUGCACAAUGCGCAAGGAAGAGACACUUGUACGGACGGCAAGCUACUGAAGCAAUUGAACACAGAGGCUCAAGACAUUGGUCAGAACGAAAGUCAUCUAUCUGAUGACACUGGGGGAAGUUUGCAAGAACUUGAGCCUCGGCCGAAUAGAGAGGACCAACAGUCGACAACGCAAGCUGAUGAAGUAUGUGCACCAUUGCCUUCUCGAGCCGAUCCAGAGGCCGAAGAGGUCUCUGAGAGAACACAACGACAGUCCUUAGAGACCUCCAAAGAUCUACAGACAAACGCCACAGCCGAGACUGAAGACUGCAAAGACAGACAUUCGAUCGAACAAAAUACGACUAGCCGCUCGGAGGAGCAGAACGUUCAAGUGUCAGCGGAACAUACCUCAUUGAAGGCGCCGCCAGGCAUAGGUGUUGAAUCCGAGAGGCAGCGACCCUCGCCGGCGCAUUCCAAAGGAAAGAGUAAAAGAAAAACGGAAAAGCCCAAACUGGACACCAAAACAGUGAAACAUCUUCCGGAGCGGACAUCGAGGGUAGUCCAGACCUAUCGCACGAAUGAAUGGGCCAAGCAUCUCUGUGAUGCAGAAAUUCCCCAGCCAGAACCUAUCGAGCCUAUCACAAAGGAAGCAGCGGAGAGCCCUAUAGACGAAGAGGCUCCUGCUCCUGUCAAUGUCGAGAAUCUGUUGCAAACACCUCUCACUGCGCAGCCACCACCUGCUGCCAAUUUGCGUGCCAGCACCGGGAAAGAACACCACAGCCCAACCGACUGUCAACAAAUAUCUAUUGACUACAGGUUGCGGACCACGUCGGCUACCAGUCCACAAAGAGUUGGAGAAGCUCAACCAGUGGACAGGUCUUCAGGAGAAUCUUCCACGAUCGUUCUAUCGUCCGCUAGCCCUUUCCAGAGCGCGGUGUUCUACGGCACCGGGCAUAAUGCUUCCCCAGGCGCAUCCAGCCCACCUAUACCGUCUGAACAACCUCAAGGCGAACUUGAGCUCACCAAACCGAGGUGGAAAGGGCCGCCCCCGCUCCUAGCCGUACGAGAGGAUAUGAUGCGAAGUCGGGUUUCGUCUACUUGUCUCAGCCUCGAUCCGUGGGCGUCGCGGAAGAGCCCUAGGCAGUCGAGCCCUAGACAGUCCGUUGCGUUGGGAACUUCGGCCCAAAGUUCCCCGAUGACUUCAUUUCCGGAAUCAGGGGAUGACGUCCCUCUCUCUCGUCGCCGUGCAAUGCUGCAUCAACAAAAAGUCCAAAGCCCGCAUACAAGCACGCCAGUCUCAGCGCCAAAAUGGAGUCAAACGAGCGUAUCGAGGCCCGGAAAUGCUCAAGCGGUCAUGGCCGCGUGGAGAGAAUCUAUUCGGGAAAACUUGAAUGACAAACGCAAUCCCUUGGCGAAACAGGAUCUACCAAUCGGCGGGACAGGCUUUGGCUCUCACACUUCGUUUCCUUCUGGUGCACUGGGGCGGAAUUCCUCCUCCCUGCAAGUCAAUCUCGACAGGGUAAUAGCCGAGGGGAUGCAGCGUGGAGAUAUGAGUGACUUGCAUCGGGAAGCCAUGCGACGCAUGCAAGCCAGGGCGAAUCAAAGCAUGAAUGGGCGGUAA
Molecule: messenger RNA, 3405 nt
Organism: Aspergillus fischeri NRRL 181
Lineage: Eukaryota; Fungi; Ascomycota; Eurotiomycetes; Eurotiales; Aspergillaceae
Exons: 5
Coding region: 1-3405 (1134 amino acids)
Source: RefSeq, a predicted model, not a curated record